This is a messenger RNA of Vittaforma corneae ATCC 50505, 441 nucleotides long. RefSeq lists its product as uncharacterized. NCBI's taxonomy places the organism in Eukaryota, Fungi, Microsporidia, Nosematidae. The coding region runs from base 1 to 441 and encodes 146 amino acids. The transcript has a single exon. Gene Ontology annotation, biological process: translation. Gene Ontology annotation, cellular component: ribosome; cytosolic large ribosomal subunit. The record is from RefSeq and is a predicted model, not a curated record. Gene Ontology annotation, molecular function: large ribosomal subunit rRNA binding; structural constituent of ribosome.
AUGGCAGCAGAGAAAGCAACACAAUACAAGCAAGCAGCUAUUCCAAAGAAGCCAAGAACUAGGAUGACAAGAGGCAUACAGACCGAGGCUCGUCUGAAGGUAGUAGACAACUCUGGAGCAAAGGAGGUCAAGGUUAUCGGUGUAAAAGGAUUCGUUGGUAGACUGAACCGGAUUCCCUGUGCCUCUCCAGGAGACAUAGUUGUUUGCUCAGUAAAGAAGGGAAAGCCCGAUCUCAGGAAAAAAGUAGUCUGCUGUGUGCUCAUUAGACAGAAGAAGAUCUGGAAAAGAAAGGACGGAUGCAACAUUUGCUUUGAAGAUAAUGCGUGCUGUUUGAUUGACAACAAAGGCGAUCUUAAGGGCACCCAGAUUUCAGGUCCAGUUCCCCGUGAAGUUGCAGAGCAGUGGCCAAAGAUCGCCUCACAAGCAUGCUCUAUCGAUUAA